Molecule: messenger RNA, 1698 nt
Organism: Neoarius graeffei (lesser salmon catfish)
Lineage: Eukaryota; Metazoa; Chordata; Actinopteri; Siluriformes; Ariidae
Product: E3 ubiquitin-protein ligase TRIM39-like
Exons: 7
Coding region: 1-1698 (565 amino acids)
Biological process (GO): protein ubiquitination
Molecular function (GO): protein binding; zinc ion binding; ubiquitin-protein transferase activity
Source: RefSeq, a predicted model, not a curated record
AUGACGGUGGUGGUUCGGACGAGGACGGUGUGUCGGCGUUGUUCUGCAGUUGGAGGGUAUGUGAGUGGAUCACUGGAGCUAGGCAUUGGUCAUGAAUCCAGUAGCCUCCUGACUGAAGAGCAGUUAGAGUGUUCUAUCUGUCUGGAAGUGCUCACUGAUCCCGUCACCACUCCAUGUGGACACAGCUUCUGCAAGAGCUGCAUUACACAAAGCUGGAAUAAGAGUCAACAUUAUUAUUGUCCAUUUUGCAAAGAGAAAUUCACCAAGAGACCUGAACUCAAGAUUAAUAUAACACUGAGAGAGGUUGCAGAUCACUUCAAGAAGAAACAUGCCCUUGACCAACCCGAGGUUCUUUGUGAUGCCUGCACUGGUGUGAAACAAAAAGCCAUAAAAUCCUGUCUGGAUUGUGGUGUGACUUUCUGUUCGUUUCAUUUAGAGCCUCACAUUAAUGUUCCAAAAUAUAAGAAACACAAACUAAUCAAAGCAGUGAAGAACCUGGAUAAAUACAUUUGCCAGAAGCAUGAGAAACCUCUGGAGCUGUUCUGUAGAGAUGAUCAGAAGUGUGUGUGCCAGUUCUGCACUGAGGGAGACCACAAGAAUCACAGUAUUAUUCCAUUAGAGGAGGAGAGUGGACAGAGGAAGAGUCAGCUGGGAAAAACACAGAUGAAGCUGCAGCAGAUGAUCCAGGAGCGACUGAAGAAGAUCCAGGAGAUUAAUCACUCAGUAGAGCUCAGCAAAAGAAGCAUAGAGAAAGACAAAUCAGAGUGUGUUGACGUCUUCACUGCUUUGAUUCGCUCCAUUGAGAGGACUCAGGCUGAGCUGUUGCGGGUGAUGGAGGAGAAGCAGAAAGCAGUGGAGAAGCAGGCUGAAGGACUCAUUAAAGAGCUGGAACAGGAAAUCAAUAAGCUAAAGAGGAGAAACACUGAGCUGGAGCAGCUUUCACACACUGACGAUCAUAUCCAUCUCAUACAGAUUUACCCGUCACUGUGCAUCGCUCCUCACACCAAGAACUGGACUGAGAUCAGGAUUAACACUGAACUGAGUUUGGAUGCUCUGAGGACAGCUCUGUCUCAGCUUCAGCAGUCUCUGAAUGAUAAACUGAAGGAAACUGUCUCCACAGAACUGAAGAGGAUUCAGCAGUAUGCAGUGGAUGUGACUCUGGAUCCUGAUACAGCUUAUCCUUUUCUCAUCCUGUCUGCUGAUGGAAAACAAGUAACAUAUCGAGACACAAAGCAGAAUCUCCCAGACACACCAAAAAGAUUCACUUAUUAUGCAAUAGUCCUGGGAAAUCAGGGUUUCUCCUCAGGGAGAUUUUACUAUGAGGUGCAGGUCAGUGGGAAGAAUGACUGGGAUUUGGGAGUGGUCAUAGAGUCUGUUAACAGGAAGGGGGAAAUUGAGGGAAUGAAACCCCAGGAAGGAUUCUGGACCAUGGUUCUGAGAAAUGGAAACAGCUAUAGAGCUUGUGAAGAUUCCAGUAUCUCCCUCUCGCUGAGAGAGAAACCCCAGAAGGUGGGAGUGUUUGUGGAUUAUGAGGAGGGUCUGGUCUCUUUUUAUGAUGUUGAAGCUAGGUCUCAUAUCUACUCUUUCACUGGUCAGUCUUUCACUGAGAAACUCUAUCCGUACUUCAGUCCUGCUGAUAAUGAUGGAGGUAAAAACUCAGCACCACUGAUCAUUUCUCCUGUCAUAAAAACUGAAUAA